AAUAUUUGCUUCUGUUUGUUAGUUACAUGCAGGUGAAAGUCAUUUUUGAAGGAGGAACAAGCAAAUGAGAGAAAAAACUGAGGAAAGUCCCAAGAAAGAAAAGAAGAGAAAGCAAACUAAUAUGUCUGCAUUUGCAGUGUAUCAGCAGAGACAAAAUAAAAGUGCAUCUGAUGAAGCACUUAGUGUGCAGCCAACUGGUGAUAAUGCCUCUUUUAGUGGCAUCAAAAGCAAACGAAUUCAUGAGAAACGACAAGGAAAUAAUGCUAUUGGACUCUUCGAAGAGCCAGAUUACAAGCUGGGCAAAUUGAGUGCAAAAGCAAUGGUGAGAAAACGAAAGAAGGCUAAAAGGAAGGAGCUCAAUAUCAUCAUUUCACAACAACCCAAGACCUUCAAGGAUGGAAUUGAUGAAAUUAGAAAAAGUUUAGCAGAAGCAGAUGUGAUUCCAUUCAAACUCAGUCAGGAGCAGUCCAAGAAAAAAUCAGUGAUUGGUUCCGCUCAGAGAAAGAAAGUCAUGAAGAAGGACAGCUUUUCGCAAAAAAUAAAAAGGAACAAGAUUUCAAUAUCUGAACAGGGUAUGUCUGGGGAAAAGUGCUUUGAGUGGCUUAUUCACCCCUUUGACAAGGAAAAGUUCAUGAGGGAAAUGUGGGAGAAGAAGCCUCUUCUGAUCCGAAGAAAUAAUCCUGAGUACUAUUCUGGAGUAUUUUCUGCAGCUGAACUUGACAGCAUCUUGAGAAAGGAGAAUGUGCAGUUCACCAAGAACCUUGAUGUUACCACCUAUACACCAGAAGGUGGAAGGGAUACACUGAACCCUGUUGGCCGAGCUCAUGGUGCUGUGGUUUGGGAUUUCUUUCUCAAUGGAUGUAGCAUUCGGCUUCUCAAUCCCCAAACAUUCAGUCAUGGGGUCUGGAAACUCCUCACAACCCUCCAGGAAUACUUUCAUUCAUGUGUUGGAGCAAAUGUGUAUUUGACUCCAGGAGGAUUUCAAGGUUUUGCACCUCAUUGGGAUGACAUUGAGGCAUUUGUCUUGCAGCUUGAAGGUCAAAAGUCCUGGAAAGUGUAUGCUCCAAGGAAUGAAAACGAAAAGCUUCCUCUACAUUCAAGUAAGAACUUCAAGCAGGAUGAGAUAGGGGAACCCAUCUUGGAGGCAGUGCUUCAACCAGGAGAUUUAUUGUAUUUCCCAAGAGGUUUCAUCCAUCAGGCUUCAACUCCAGAAAAGGCUAAGCAUUCCCUCCACAUCACAGUGUCCUGUGCACAGCGAAACACUUGGGGUGACCUGCUGAAGAAGAUGCUAGAAGGUGCUGUUGAGAUGGCAAUGGAGGAAGAUGCUUCAUUGCGAGAAUCUUUGCCUGUGAAUUACUUCACCAGUGCAGGCAUUGUCUGGAGCGAGACUGAUACCCCUUCUCGAAAGGCAUUCUUGGAUCGUGUGGCAUCAGCAAUGCGUACUGUCAUGCAACAUGCACCUGUUGAUUCUGCUGUGGACCAGGUUGCCAAGGGGUUUGUCCAUGACUCUUUGCCACCUGUCCUCUCAGAAGAUGACCUUGCUUGCAGUGUUUAUGGAACUGGAGAGAAGUGGUCUGCUGCUAAACAGAAAGUUGUUAGGCGAGUAGAAUUGGAUCCAGAUACAAAUAUACGUCUUCUUCGUGUAUCUGCCAUCCGGUUGGUGAUGGAGGAAGGAGCAGUGCGGCUGUAUCACAGUGUGGAUAAUCCUCGUAUCUACCAUGGAGAUGACAUUCAGUUUUUCGAGAUGUCUCCUGAAGAAGCUCCAGCCUUAGAAUCCCUCAUCCAUUCAUUCCCUGAGUUUGUCAAGGUUGAAGACCUCCCCCUGCCAACCAUUUCUGAGAAGGUCGGUUUUGAUGCAGUUCGCAUGUGCACUGUGGGAGAAGGGACUGAUACGCAGUGAUCAACCUCCCUCAAGAUUACAGUGAUUUGACCAAAUCAAUAAAAUGGCUCCGUUUGUUUUCCUCUAGA
Darwinula stevensoni is the source of this 1968-nucleotide messenger RNA. The record is from the annotation of a GenBank genome assembly. Lineage: Eukaryota; Metazoa; Arthropoda; Ostracoda; Podocopida; Darwinulidae.